Molecule: messenger RNA, 4354 nt
Organism: Syngnathus acus (greater pipefish)
Lineage: Eukaryota; Metazoa; Chordata; Actinopteri; Syngnathiformes; Syngnathidae
Gene: ntng2a
Product: netrin g2a
Exons: 14
Coding region: 407-4126 (1239 amino acids)
Source: RefSeq, a predicted model, not a curated record
UGCUGCUGCUGCUGAUGAUGAUGAUGAUGCUGAUGAUGAUGGUGACGAUAUUGAUUAUAACGAUGAAGUAAAAGUAGGCGGGGCUGGAGGGAGUGAAGCAUCAGAAGAAGACGAACCAGUCUAAAGAGGAUGAGACAGAAGGAGAUUAGGAGAAGACGAGAAGGAGGAAGAGGAGGUGUGAAAGAAAACGACAGCUGCAAGACAGCAAGAAGAGAAAGAUCGAGAAAGCAGAAAAGGAAAUAAGAAAGUAGCCCAGCUUUUGCGCUCCAUCAGCUCAUUCACGCAAGAGGAAACGAGAGAAAGGCUGCCACGGUAAGCGGCCCACCUGCGGCAUGCCAGCCAGCCAGCGACGCCCCACAGCUCCGAGCAGCCCGUGACCUCGAAGCGACACCCCGAGGACCUCCUCAUGGACGGCCUCAAGCGCCUGCCGCUCCUGCUCCUCUUGGCCACGUCGGCUCGAUGCCAAUUUGACGCCUGUCGCCGGGGGGCGGGCACCGGAUGGGAGGACUCCGCCUGCCAGCCGCCAGCCGCCAACAUGAAAGAAGCCAUGCAGAUACGAGUGGAGCCGCCGGGAGUCACCUGCGGCGACCCGCCCGAGCGAUUCUGCACUCUGGAAAACCCAUACCUCUGCAGCGACGAGUGCGACGCCUCCAGUCCGGACCUGUCCCACCCGCCUCAGCUGAUGGGAGACCGGGAAAGGGGCGGGCUCAUCACCUACUGGCAGACGGUCCCGUGGUCCAAGUAUCCCGAGCCGCUGUUGGCCAACGUCACGCUGUCCUGGAACAAAAGUCUGGAGGUGGUGGACGACCUGGUGGUCAGCUUCGAAUACGGGCGCCCCACCAGCAUGGUGCUGGACAAGUCCACGGACAAAGGGCUGACGUGGCGGCCCUACCAGUUCUACGCCGACGACUGCAUGGAGACGUUCGGCAUGCCGCCCAAGCGAGUGUCCGACUUGGCGCCCAGCAACGUGACCAGGGUCAUCUGCACCGAGCGGUACUCCGGAUGGCUGGGCGCCAAGGAGGAGAAGACGGUGGUGUUUGAGGUGGGAGCCCGCUUGCGAGCGCUGGCGGGCCCGAAGCUCCUGGACACGGACGCCUUGUUCACGCGGCUGCAGAGCAGCAAAGCUCUGCGGGACUUCUUUACCUUCACCGACCUUCGCCUCCGACUGCUGCGACCGGCCCUGGGCGGGACCUACGUCCAGAGAGACAACCUGCUCAAGUACUUCUACGCCAUAUCCAACAUCGACGUCCCCGCCAGGUGUCAAUGUAACCUGCACGCGUCGGCGUGCGGGUUGCGGGACGCCACCUUGACGUGCGACUGUCAGCACAACACCAGCGGGCAGGACUGCCAACGCUGCGGCGCCGGCUUCCGGUCCCGCAAAUGGAUGGCGGGCAGCUUUCUGCCCCUUCCCGGCGGGACUGCCAAUGCGUGUGAAGCAGCAGAAAUGAGCGCGGCCGAUGACUCUGACAGAAGUUCUGCUUCAACGCGUGGAAUCACUGACACUGACUCGACUUCCACCGUCGAGCCUUUUUCCCUUUCUCCUUUUGCCACUUUGGGUUCUUCUCCCGACAGCAAGAGCGGCGCUCGCACUAUUUCCACACCUGUGACGACGGCUUCCUCGGGCGAUAGGACUUUUUCGACGGACGCUUCUACUAGCUUCACGACUUUUACGGACACUUCUACUGACACGACUCCCGCUUUUGCCACGACGACGACGACUCGGACGGAAACAUCCGAUAGCUCGUCUCCUUCCUGGGGUGGUUCUGGGACGGCGGGCGCCGUUGGCGUUUCCGGCUCCGACGGCUCCACGACUUACACUUUGACGACAGACGCUUCGGCACCCGACGCUGUGACGAUUGCACCAGAGGACAAAGGCGUGAGGUCUUCAGCUGUUCCAAAGCGGCAAAGCGCUGACUCGGCAUCAGCGGAAGGCCCCCCGCCGGUUCCCGCUGUCGACAACUCCCUCGGUCAGCGUUUGGACCUCGGCGCUCCGACGGUGCCCGGCGGCGCUAGGGAGACCUCAGACGUCGGCGCUAACGCUCAGGUGUCUGUGAAUCCGCCCCCUGACAGCACAGACUUUGACCUCUGGUGGCCGACAUCCGGUGGCAGCUCCUCCCCUCGGAGCUCAAGUUCCCGGUCGUCGGACGCGAUGGCUCUCGACGGCACGGUCCCCUCUGGAGAUGCUCCGCCUCCUCCGACGUCUUUCCUCGCCAAAGAUCCCGAUUUGACGACGGGAAGGUCUAACCGACCUCUCGCCGUAGGAUCUCCCCCCGAUGGCCCGCUCCCCAGCCCGGCGUCCGACAAUCUUCUCCCUGAUUUUUCUCUUGAGAAAGUAGCACUGCCUCCCUAUGGACUCGCUCCUGGCAGAACGUCCGAUCGGCCGUCCACGGAUGCAGCGCCUCUGGCGAAAAUCCUUCCCGACGGCUUACCUCCGGACGCGACUUUUGCCCGAGAAGCUCCUGCGGACGGACCGCCGACUGACGGGACAACGCAGGCCGACAGACUCGGCCCAAAGUCACUUCCUGAUGCAACUUCUUCCGACGGACUUCCUCCUGACGGCGGCGCUCCUAAAUUACUUCCUCCUUCUUCUGCUGCUGCUGCUGCUCCUCCUACAGAAGUCGGCGAGAUCGCACAGGACAAAGAGUCAACGGCAUCAGAUUGGUCAGAGCCUGCCGGGGACUUGGCCCCAGUGGACUUCACCUUCCCUUUUCCAGAUCAGGAUCCCACCGGGCUAGGAAGAGAAGUCUUGGGUCUGGAUUCUGUUGAUCCAAGUUCCAAUUUGGAUUUUGGAUUGGAUUCAGUGAACCGGGAUUCCACUGGACCUGGAACUCCUUCUGGAACAGAAGAUUCAAGUCCAUUAAGUCUCAAUUCUGGAUUGGAUUUAAGCGCUCAGGAUUCCAGUCCUCCUGGAACAGAAGAUUGGAGUCCAGAUUUUGGAUCGGUUUCAGUAGCUCAAGACUCAGCUGGCCCCGAAGAUCUAAAUCCUGAAUCUGGAUUAGAUUUAACUGAGCAGGAUUCCACUGGACCUGGACCAGAAGAUCGUGCUUCUGGAUCGGAUUCAACAGAUCCGGACUCCACUGGUCCUAGAACAGAAGAUCCCAAACGAGAUUCUGCAAUGAAUUUAAUUGAUCAGGAUUCGAUUGGUCCUAUAACACCUCCUGAGGCAGAAAGUUCCAAUCCGGAAUGGGUCGAGCGUCGUUUGGAUUCCCAAACAGGCCGGACGAGUCCUCGGGAACCUGAACCGGAGUCUUUGGAUUCCAACCCCAAAAUUCCCGAGCGGACGUCCCGACCCGGUUCUCCUGAUCGAGUCGACGAACCGAGACGGGAUGCUUCUGCCGCGAUGGAGAAAGAGGAUCGAGAGGCUGACGCCAGGAGGAAAGAGGGCCAAAGCAAUCAAAAAGCUGCCGAGUCCAAAGAAGAAGGGCUGAAGCAACCUGAGAAGAAACAGAUGGAAGAAGAGAAUGCGCGGACGGCAUUGAAAGAAGAGCAAAAAGAGGAAAAAGGCUAUGAGAGAAAAGCAACUCAGAAGAUUUUGAUUCCCGGCAGUGGGACGAGCAGCCAGCUCUCCAAAAUCGCCUAUGUCACUUUCCAGGAGUGCGAGUGCAACAGCCACUCCAACCGCUGCAGCUUCAUGGACUUCCUGAACGUGGUGACGUGCGUCAGCUGCAAACACAACACCAGGGGACAUCGCUGCCAACACUGCCGUCUCGGUUACUACAGGAACGACACCCUGCCGCUCCAUCACCAGGACGUUUGCGAGGCGUGCGAGUGCAACGAAACCGGCAGCCGCUCUCGGCACUGCGGCGCCUCGGGGGAGUGCCAGUGCAAGGAGGGCGCCGCUGGGAGGCGCUGCGACCAAUGUCUGCCCGGAUACACGAGGAGAAGCAGCGGGGCCGGCUGCACAGUCAUUGUGUGCCACGAGGCUCGCCCCUGUCUCAACGGCGGCACAUGCGUGGACUUCCAGCGCUGCCAGUGUGCCGACGGCUUUACAGGCGUUUACUGUGAGCGGCGCGCGUGUCUGAAGAAGAGCGGUUGCCUUGACGACGCAAGCGCCGCUUCGCCGCUGAUGACUUCGCAACUCCGCCUCCCAUUCAUCUUCAGCCUGAUCGCCGCUGCCGCCUUUUGAAACCAUCAAAUCGAGGAAAGGCUCGGCGACGUCAUCAUCCGGCGACGCACGCGACGUCACCAAGCCUCUGUGCCGAGAACAUUUGAUUGAAAGGACUGCUAUCAUCUCGGAAAGCAAUGUUUGCAAAAGAUUACACGCAGCCCUGGUAGGGAAACGCUGCAUAUUUCGCUUUUCACUAUUACAUUUGUUGACCAAACCCAAGAGUAUGCCAAUAAAAUGACCUAUUUA